This is a messenger RNA of Drosophila montana, 1868 nucleotides long. RefSeq names its product xaa-Pro aminopeptidase 3. The record is from RefSeq and is a predicted model, not a curated record. The coding region runs from base 140 to 1696 and encodes 518 amino acids. NCBI's taxonomy places the organism in Eukaryota, Metazoa, Arthropoda, Insecta, Diptera, Drosophilidae. Gene Ontology annotation, molecular function: metalloaminopeptidase activity; manganese ion binding. Gene Ontology annotation, cellular component: mitochondrion. Gene Ontology annotation, biological process: proteolysis. The transcript has 3 exons.
UUUGUUUUUUGUCAGUUAUUCCAUUUCCUUAUGUUUGCCAUAGAUUUACAAAUUUUGUGCCCAUAUUACUUACAUUCAAAACUAAGCAGACGCCCAAAUAGCACAACUUAUUAAAUUGCCGCUGCCGAAUAUCGUUAAUAUGAUUGCAUUAAAACGCCUGCCACGUUUUUGCCUAAUGCGCGCCCUUGGCACCAAGCCGAAUUUCUCCACAUUGUCGACGCCCAGAAUGUGCAAGGCGCAAAUAACUGCCGAGGAAGUGCGCGGCGUUGCCGAUGCCCUAAAGAACGGACUGCGCGCUUUGGGUCAGCCGACAAGCGCAACGCAUCCGCAUCUGAUCAGGCCGAACGAGCUGGUGCCCGGCGUGAGUCAAGCGGAAUUUCAGACGCGUCGCGCACAGCUUAUGCAAGGCCUGCAGGCCUAUGCGGAUAGCUUUGGCGAUGAAUUCAAUGGACGCACCUCCAAGUCUCACAUGCUGGUCAUUGGUGCGGCGUCCAAGAAGUAUAUGAGUGGCAAGAUACCCUAUGUGUUCCGUCAGAGCUCGGACUUUUAUUAUCUAACCGGUUGUUUGGAGCCGGACUCGGUGCUGCUGCUGACCAUUGAUGAUGUGGGCAUAGUGCAGUCAACGCUGUUUAUGCGCCCCAAGGAUCCGCAUGCCGAGCUCUGGGAUGGUCCACGCACUGGGCCCGAUUAUGCUGUGCAGCUCUUUGGCGUACAUGAGGCACAUGCCAUCGACAAUUUCCAACAAAUGCUGGCGGCACGCAUCGCCCAGCUAAAGCCACAUCUGUGGUUCGAUCUGAAGCAAUCGGAGCUGACCAAUGUGACGGAUGCCAUGCUGCAGGUGUGCAACAACGAGCGCACCCAGCUGCUGCCCGUCUAUACGUUCGUGGAGAAUAUGCGUCUGAUCAAAUCGCCCGCCGAGAUGCAGCUAAUGCGUCGCACAUGCUCGAUAGCCUCGCAUGCCUUCAACGAGGUGAUGGCCGAGACCCGUCCGGGCCAAUCGGAGCAUCAGCUAUACGCCUCCAUAGACUUUAAGUGCCGCAUGCGCAGCGCCAGCUAUUUGGCCUAUCCGCCUGUGGUGGCUGCCGGCAAAAAUGCCACCGUUAUACACUAUGUGAACAACACACAGCUGCUGCAGCCGCAGGAGCUGCUGCUGAUGGACGCCGGCUGCGAAUACGGCGGCUAUACCAGCGACAUAACACGCACCUGGCCCGUUAGCGGCCAAUUCACGGAUCCGCAGCGCACUCUCUACGACAUGAUGGAGCAGCUGCAAAAGGAGACAAUUGAGCUGAUCAUGCAACCGGGCGGCGAGACGCUGGAUCAAUUGUUUGAGACGACCUGCUACAGGCUGGGCAAAUAUCUGCAGGAAAUUGGACUGGUGGAUAAGCAUCUGACCGAUCACAAGGAGCUAGCCACGCAGGGCUACAAAUUCUGUCCGCAUCAUGUCUCCCAUUAUCUGGGCAUGGAUGUACACGAUACGCCGCAUGUGCCGCGCAAUACACGCCUCCAGCCGGGCAUGGUAUUCACCGUGGAGCCGGGCAUCUAUAUUGAUGAGAAGCGCACAGAUGUGCCCGACGAGUUUCGCGGCAUUGGCAUACGCAUCGAGGAUGACAUACUGAUCAAUGAGCAGGGCCAGAUCGAGGUGCUAACCGCCGGCUGUGUCAAGGAGCGACGCGCCCUCGAAGAUCUUUUCAAGUAGUUGCCAUCAACGCCGACCCAAAAUUCCUAGUCAUAAUUUACUCCCAACUAAAGUUUAUAACCAUUUGUGAUCAGAUCACGCGCAUAACUCCGAUCGCCCAGGGCCCAUGUACAUACACGAUAAGUAUACAGAAAAAAGAAUCAAAUACAUUUAAUUGUUCAAGUUCAUAGAA